CUAUAAAUUUAAAUUUAACCUCGUGCAGUUAUACUACCUCCUGUUCAAAACAGCUGUUUUUGUUUGUCUCAUAAAACAAAUUAUAGUUCGCAUAACGCCGGCGCUAAAUUUGACUUCCCCAAAUCGAUUUUAUAAUCAAGACAUUACGAAUUCUAAUAGCGAUCACAUCGAACCAGGACUGCAUCUGGUCUGUAGUUCGUGGAAAAAGUUUCCAAAUGCAAUUCAACCGAACCAAAAUGAGAAUGUUAUUCUAAAUCGAACAGUUGCACUGGUAAAACAUACGGAUGCCCAAGAAAACAUCAACAAAGGAUUAAGCUGCGAAAACAACGAAGAAAGCUUCAGAAUAAUCAGAAAAGUCCAAAGAAACUUGAAGCAUUCAUUUGAAUUGAACCAAAGCUUCCCAACCAUCAAAAAGAACAUACGAUCGAGACCCUAUUAUGAACGAUUCGAUGAGAAUAAGCAUUUCAAACUGAACACUACAACUGGAAUGGAUAAAAUACGAGUCGAUGGCUUUAAUGGUUUACGUUUCUCUGCUCGCCGAAAUGGAUGCUUUACACCACCUGUUAGCAGUGGUUCACCAUACAGUGGAUCGCUCGUAACUUCAACAUCUGAAUCUCUAAGAGUUUCGCAGGCUGGUAUCAAUCCGAAUAAAGCGGUUUUCACUAUUGAAAGGAAAACAUCUCAGAUUCUGAUUGUUAAUCGGAAUGCUUGUGAACUGCUGGGAUAUACACCAAAUGAACUGUGCUCCAUGCAACUGUCCAAUCUUCUUUCGAAUAAGAAGAAGAAUCAUGUAUCUGCACUGGCCGAAGGUCAAUUGAAUAGUGAAGACGGAACAAUGGUUUUGUUGAGCGGUAAAGUGGUUGAAAUGACCACAAAGCAUGCAACUAAAGUGGCCGUUUCGUUGUGGAUUCGACAAAUCGACGACAAGACAUGUCUGGCUAUCGCUGAACUUGUCGAGCGUCGCAUAUCCCAAAUCACAAUCGAUCGCAAUGGAACCAUCAUAAGUGGUGACUAUGAAGCUCUGCUGCUGUUUCAGCUGGAAUCGGUCGACCAAUUCACCGGAAUGGACAUUCACUCCGUCAUACCAGCCAUUCAAUUGCCAAGCUCCGAUUCAAGCAUGAUUUCGAAAAACAUAGAAAAACAAAAGGCGACGGGUAAAACCACCGAUGGAAUAUCAUUUCCUUUAUGCCUAAUGAUCAGUCAUCAGGAUAAUGGCGCUGACUCAUCGGAUAGCGGAAUGAGUAACAGUUCUUGUUCGUACGUUGUUACAGUUUGGGUGUUUCAGAAUAUCAGUGGAUUGCUUGUUAUCGACGAAAACGGUUUAAUCGAGUCGUGCAAUCAUCAUUUCGCCAAUCUGAUGUUUGGCUAUACGCAAAACAAAAUAAUUGGCAUGGACAUCAUCAAUCUUAUACCAAAUUUCGGACAAGAAAUCUACUAUCUGGGCUGCACGCGCAGUCGAAACGCAACUACGUCGUCACUUGACAAUGAUGAAUCCGAAACGGAAACGGAAGACAUUAUCAAUCAAUCGGAAUGCAUUUCCAAUUCAGGAAUGGCGUGUGUCGAUAUAUCAAAGGCCUUAAGUGAACCCGUCAACAUUGGUGCUCAAAAUUCAAUAUCGAAAGAAUUUAAAGACUCGAACCCUAGCUCCCUUCUACUGAAGUCAACGUCGGAGAACAUUUUCAUGAUAGAGGACUGCGAGAACAAUCGAAAUGCUGCGAACGUCGAAAAGAUUCAAAGUUUUGAUCUGCCAACACCAGUGAAUGAAGACUGUAGUUUGUCGGAAAGUCUAAGUAUAAGCAAACCACAAAAGAGAACUGCCGAUAGUUAUGAGGCCUUUAACAUGAUCGAUUCGUGUAAUUUGUCGGAAUUGUCUAAAAAUGAUAACUGUGAUAAGGAGGAUACAAACGAUGUUCAUUUAUUUACGUCCACGCCAUGCGCCAGACGCUUUUCCAAUAUGAUGUAUGCCAGACCAAUGGCCGAUGGACGAUACAAGGGCGAGGCUGUGCAUUGUGAUGAAAAUUUGAUAGAUAUUGUGUAUACGAUUUCGAAACAGAUGCUGCCAUGCGGCCGGAAAGUCUAUUGUGUUUGGAUAUGUCGAGAUCCAGACAUUGAGAACGAUAUCGACGAGAAUGGAAAGCACCAAAAUUUAACAUUAACAUUCAAUAGCGUUAACAGUACAAUAGAAAAUUCGCUGGGACAAGCCAUUCGCUAUACAGCCGCGCAAAAUUCCAGUCGUCCAAAUUCGGUGUCACUGCUGUCUCAAUGUGAAGAUGAUCAAGUCAGUGGUGAUUACAACAAUUAUUAUACUACUCUGAAACAAAUCGGCGAAGGUGCUUACGGUUACGUUAAAAUGGCCUACAGACAUCAGGAUCGAUUGCUGGUGAUAACAAAGUUUAUUUUAAAAGAGAAACUGAUGCCACAUUGCAUGGUGCUAACAGAAGAAAAACGAAACAUUCCGAUGGAGAUUUACUUGCUGAAAACGGUCAAGCAUCCCAAUAUCGUCACGGUGUUGGAUGUGUUUGAAAAUGAGAAAUAUUUUCAAUUAGUUAUGGAAAAGCACGGGUCGGGCAUGGAUCUGUUCGAGUUUAUUGAUCGCCGGCCGCAUAUGGACGAAGUUCUGGCCUGUUACAUUUUUCGCCAAAUUGCCAAUGCCGUCGACUAUCUUCAUUCGAUGCACAUUCUUCAUCGUGACAUUAAAGAUGAGAAUGUGAUCAUCGAUCAACACUUUCACGUUAAAUUAAUCGAUUUUGGUUCAGCGACAUUCAUGGAAGAGGGUCGGUUGUUUUCAACAUUUUAUGGGACAACGGAAUAUUGUAGUCCAGAAGUUCUAGCUGGAAAUAAGUACGCUGGACCUGAGCUGGAGAUGUGGUCGAUGGGUGUAACGCUGUAUGUGCUUUUAUUCGUGGAAAAUCCAUUUUUGGACAUUGAAGAAACUUUGCGAGCGGAACUGAAACUACCACACAUUGUCAGCGGACCAUUGAACGAACUGUUGUUUUCAAUGUUGGAUAAGAAUCCAAAGACCCGAUGCACAAUGAAACAAUUGUUGGCCAAUUCGUGGAUUCGACAGGAAAUAAAUCCUGCAAUGUUCAAAUUCUCCCAGAUAGUGUCAUUGGUUGACCCGCAUGAGGCCAAUCCCGAUAAAUAUUAUACGGGACAGGUCUAUUCGAGCAAUACGGGUUUGUCGACGGCUUCACCACAUAGUUUAUCACUGGCAGAUGAAGACUCCGAAGAGGUUGAAAUCGAAGACGAAGAGGAAACGAGCCUACCGUCGCAGGAAGAAAGUUUUUGCGAUAAAUGCGCUAACAUAUCAACUAAUCUAACAAGAGCCGACUAUAUAUCCCGUGGCAAUAAGUUAGAGCUCUACCCGUCCGAAAUUGAAUCGAAAUCUGAAGAUGAUCCAGGAAAAGUUAAUGAGUUAUCUGAUGCUAUAGAAACGAUAUCAUGCAAGCAAUGUGGAAGAAAUAGAACAUCUAAAAUGACCUCGUAUAAAAUAACCAGCAUUUCGGAUUCGAUAUAGAAUUGGUUGGACAUUUAGGCGAAAUUGUUGAAUUAGUCCUAUUUGAACCAAAAAAACAAUAAAUGGUCGUUUUGUAACACUUGUUCUGAAUUGAUGUUAGUUUCAAUAAUUAGUAGAGGUUGACUUUGACUUUUAUUAAACUUUAAAAUUAGUUAAUCUUUAAUCUUCGUUCUAUUUUGCACUUUGUUGUAUAACAUUGCUUUUAUCGACCGAUUUUAACGAAAGUCAAGUCAAGCUCAACAUCAGUAGUUUCUUUGUUUUAAGAGGAAUGCACAACAAUUUAUUGGAAAUUAAAAAUAUCACAGAACUUCGUGUCUUUUGAUUUUCGUUUUGUUUCAACCGAUUAGUUAGCCUAAUUUUUUGUAGUUUCGUAGUUUUAUAAUUUGACUGAAAGUUAUUAGUAUUUUUUUUAUAGAUUUUUUAUUUAGAAAAAAUGCAAUGUGAUAGAUACAAUAUACAGAAACAAAAUUAUAGAAAAAUUCAAAUUAGAAAAAAAAAUUAUUUGAAAAUAUCGAUUGAACGAAAAGUUUCACACAAACAAGCAAAAUGCCAAAAUAAAAUUGUCCUAGUUUCCCUAGUCUUUUAAGAUAUAAAA
This is a messenger RNA of Bradysia coprophila, 4112 nucleotides long. It is a transcript of the gene Pask, whose product is annotated as PAS domain containing serine/threonine kinase. Gene Ontology annotation, molecular function: protein serine/threonine kinase activity; ATP binding. The record is from RefSeq and is a predicted model, not a curated record. NCBI's taxonomy places the organism in Eukaryota, Metazoa, Arthropoda, Insecta, Diptera, Sciaridae. Gene Ontology annotation, cellular component: cytosol; nucleus; cytoplasm. Gene Ontology annotation, biological process: intracellular signal transduction; negative regulation of glycogen biosynthetic process; protein phosphorylation.